Messenger RNA from Thyridium curvatum, 1020 nucleotides. RefSeq lists its product as uncharacterized. Lineage: Eukaryota; Fungi; Ascomycota; Sordariomycetes; Thyridiales; Thyridiaceae. The coding region runs from base 1 to 1020 and encodes 339 amino acids. The record is from RefSeq and is a predicted model, not a curated record. The transcript has 4 exons.
AUGAGCACAGCCUCAACGAUGAAAUCACUUGCGUCCGCUCUAGCGCUGGUUGCGCCUGUCUAUGCAGGUCUUCGUUUCCCUUGCUCGACCUUGACAAUUCAGCGCCUCGACCCUGUCGUUCAGCCGGGAGCACUACCAGCUGCGCAUGUCCACCACAUUGUGGGUGGCAAUGCAUUCAACGCGACAAUGACCGGGGAUGUCGGCGAAAGGGCGACAUGUACAACGUGUCAAAUGGCCGAAGACUUUUCCAAUUACUGGACGGCUGUCUUGUAUUUCAAGCAUCCCACCAAUGGAUCCUAUCACCGUGUCCCGGUCGUUCCCGUUCAACCACUUCUAGGAGGCUCGAACGGCGCACAAGGUGGUCUCACAGUGUACUACACCCAAUUCGAUUUAACGAGAGACAACAUCAAGCAGCAGCCGGUCAAAACGUUCCCACCAGGUUUCCGUAUGACGGUCGGCAGUCCCACUCAGACUUCGCGUCCUCAUGUUGGCUUGCGAUACCAAUGCCUCCAGGGACAAAACAGGGGUGCGGAGAUGCCUGACUUUCCCACCAGGCCAUGCUCCGGAGGCAUCUUCACCACUCAUCAUUUCCCAGCGUGUUGGGAUGGUAAAAACCUCGACAGUCCGGACCAUCAGUCACAUAUGUACAAUACCAUCAGGCUGGAUGGUUUUACAAACGCUCCUGCAUGUCCCUCGUCACAUCCUGUUCGCAUGCCACAGGUGACAUUCGAGACUGUCUGGGAUACGACUAAAUUCAACAGCAUGUGGCCAUCGGGCGCUCCUAACCCAUUCGUGUGGAGUUUUGAGGGCACGAGUGGAUUUGGCACGCACGCCGAUUACAUGUUUGGCUGGAAGGGAGACUCCCUUCAACGCGCAAUGGACAAAUCGGAGUGCUUCUAUGAUGGCUGCGGAUCUAUCAAAAAGCAGGCCAUGCAAACAGCCAAUAAGUGCACAAUUCAGAAGACCGUAGGCGAGGAGGUUGAUGGGUGGCUCGAAAAGCUUCCAGGGAUGGAGAUGUGA